GCAGUUACUCCAACUUACACGCACGGGUCGUCGUCUCCCUCCUCGCGAAGAUCCAGUAGCAGCAGCCAUGGCGAAACCGCAUCCUCUUCUGGCCGCCGCGGCGGCCGCACUGCUACUUCUCGUCGCCUCCGCCAAGAAAUCCGGCGACGUGACGGAGCUCCAGAUCGGCGUCAAGCACAAGCCAGAAUCCUGCAGCAUUCAAGCUCACAAAGGCGACAGAGUUAAAGUUCACUACCGUGGAAAACUUACUGAUGGAACAGUUUUUGACUCUAGCUUUGAAAGGGGCGACCCAAUUGAAUUUGAGCUGGGCACUGGCCAAGUGAUUAAAGGAUGGGAUCAGGGACUUUUGGGCAUGUGUGUUGGUGAGAAGAGGAAGCUGAAGAUCCCUUCAAAGCUCGGCUAUGGUGCUCAAGGAUCACCACCAACCAUUCCUGGUGGAGCAACUCUCAUUUUUGACACAGAGCUUGUUGCUGUCAAUGGUGAACCAUCCAGCAAAUCAGAUGACAGCGAGCUUUAGAUAGCCUAUCUUACGCAUCAGAACAAAGUCUAGUUGUCGAAUCAAAUAGAUGAAUGCGUGGAACAUGUACUCUAGUUGUGCCAAUGCAUUCAUUCCAAAUUCAGAUCUCAUAGAGAAAUGAACUUUUGUGCUUUUAUUUUUUUUACCAUGACUUUGUCUGCUACUACAUUUUAUAACAUAAAGGCUUGACCUAACUAUUAGCCCCUUUAUCUUUCUGAACAAUCGCAUGAUCUUAUGAAUCAUCUUUUGUUUCAAGAACAAGAAUGUCAGUUGGUCGGCUCUGUGGUAGAUUUGUGUUACGC
Molecule: messenger RNA, 819 nt
Organism: Oryza brachyantha (malo sina)
Lineage: Eukaryota; Viridiplantae; Streptophyta; Magnoliopsida; Poales; Poaceae
Product: peptidyl-prolyl cis-trans isomerase FKBP15-1-like
Exons: 6
Coding region: 68-517 (149 amino acids)
Biological process (GO): protein peptidyl-prolyl isomerization
Molecular function (GO): peptidyl-prolyl cis-trans isomerase activity
Source: RefSeq, a predicted model, not a curated record